Messenger RNA from Gracilinanus agilis (Agile Gracile Mouse Opossum), 447 nucleotides. Its product is annotated as transgelin-2-like. The transcript is spliced from 2 exons. The record is from RefSeq and is a predicted model, not a curated record. Gene Ontology annotation, molecular function: protein binding. Bases 1 to 447 code for a protein of 148 amino acids. Lineage: Eukaryota; Metazoa; Chordata; Mammalia; Didelphimorphia; Didelphidae.
AUGACAAAUGAGGAGCAUGAUGAAGACAGAGAAGCAUGGCAAGAGUUGCAUGAACUAAUUCAAAAUGAAGGCCCAGUAAAGAAGAUCCAGGCUUCAGCCAUGGCCUUCAAACAGAUGGAACAGAUUUCUCAGUUCCUACAGGCAGCAGAGCGCUACGGCAUCAAUGCCAAUGAUAUCUUCCAAACUGUGGACCUCUGGGAAGGAAAGAAUAUGGCCUGUGUGCAGCGGACACUGAUGAACCUUGGUGGUCUGGCAGUGGCCAGGGGUGAUGGGUUCUUCUCUGGAGACCCUAACUGGUUCCCUAAGAAAUCCAAGGAGAAUCCUCGAAACUUCACAGAUAACCAGCUACAGGAAGGCAAGAACGUCAUCGGGCUGCAAAUGGGCACCAACCGUGGGGCAUCUCAGGCGGGCAUGACUGGUUAUGGGAUGCCACGCCAGAUCCUUUGA